Aspergillus terreus NIH2624 is the source of this 1194-nucleotide messenger RNA. RefSeq lists its product as uncharacterized. The transcript has 2 exons. Lineage: Eukaryota; Fungi; Ascomycota; Eurotiomycetes; Eurotiales; Aspergillaceae. The coding region runs from base 1 to 1194 and encodes 397 amino acids. The record is from RefSeq and is a predicted model, not a curated record.
AUGGACUCCUACCAGGUUCUUGGGGGCCUUCGAAGCCAUUUUUCGCAAUCAAAAACGCAAAAACUGCUUAGCGGCACAAUGUGUCCGGACCAAGGGCCGCAGAUUGCCACCGUUGGUGACAAAAUUAUUAGUAAAAAGUCAUGGGAGUCUCUAUCUUCGACUUUCUCCAAUCUGGAGAUUUCCUUUUCCCAUGAUAGUUGCUAUGCUUCGGAUGAGGUCUCGACCACGUCGACAAACCCCACGACGGUGGAUGCAUCGGUCGUCUCAUCUACGCCCGCAACUGAGGUAGCCAGGCGCCAACCUCUGAAGCCAAUCUUGAAGAGACCUUUCGCUGAAAUCGAGGAAGAUGAAGAGUCGGAAUCUGGCUAUGCAUCCGAUCCAUCUGAACAUGAGUAUGAGUACGAUGCUCUGUCAGAUGAAGAUGAUGAUAUUUGUUACGUCACUGCCUGGGACGAAGAAGAAUCCGAGGCCUUUUCUGAAUACUACGGCGAAGAUGAUGCUUCAGAAGAUGAUGGAUCGUUCAUAUCGUUCGAAUCCAUGGUUCGGUUCGACACGAACGUGCUCUAUAUUGAUGCACCGUCAUCUUAUGAAGAUUCGACUUCCGGCCCUCAAAUGACCUGCCAUGAGAUGAUGGAGCUCGCCAAAGCAUCUGGCGACCUGCUUUCUCAUGGCGGUUUGCCUUCUGGCGAUUCGGAGGGCUAUGGUAAUUUCAAUGACUCCAUCGAAAGCUUGCCAGAGGAGCAUACUGAUGACAUCCUCGAUCUUGACAAACGCCUCUUUGUUGCUUACAUGAACGGAAUCGGCGGCCUGCCGAAUGCCGAUUACAAGGAACGGCUACGUGAUCUGGCCCACGAUAUCAAGAUUGGCCAAGCGAAGUCGCCGUAUUUGGAAGCGGAUAAUGCCAGUGGGGUGUACUUUGACCAUGCACUGAACCAUGUCAUUGGCACAUUCCGCAACAUCGUCACCAAAGAGGAGUUUGACGAGCUCGUCAAGCUCAGCAAACAGAAUGAAGCUUCCAAUCAAGAGUUGGACGUUAUCGAGCGUCCCAGCCAGGAAUUCUUGAAUAAAGUCGAGAGUCUGCUCUCAGAGAGGCUGGUCAGCAAUGUCGUCAACAUUGGCUCUGAGGAGCUCACCUUCUUCGCCGGGGGUGUUGCCUUUGCCAUCAAGAACUGGCAAUCCUAUCUGUCACGUUGA